CCCCGAACCAAGUCGCAUUUACAGGUUGCCGGCGGGGACAACUUCAGAGUUCUGUCUCUCCUUCCUCGAACGCCUAUUGAAUAGAAUCAAACUAAUGUACCAGUGGAGGAAGUUCGAGUUUUUUGAGGAAAAACACGCAGGAAAAUGUGCGAUUCCUGAGGAGGUGACAGGGAAGAUCGAAUGCUGCUCAAGCGGGAGAGGGAAGGUGGUGAUUGGAUGUGAUGACGGCGUCGUCUGCUUGCUUGAUCGCGGCCUUAAGUUCAAUUAUGGGUUUUCUGCUCAUUCCUCCUCCGUUCUCUUUCUUCAGCAGCUCAAGCAACGGAACUUCUUGGUCACUAUUGGAGAAGAUGAUCAAUUAGCCCCCCAACCGUCAACUUUGUGCUUGAAGGUUUUUGACCUUGAUAAGAUGCAACCUGAGGGUUCAAGCACGAUGAAUCCCGAAUGUGUUGGGAUAUUGCGAAUAUUCACUAAUCAGUUUCCCGGAGCGAAGAUCACAUCUUUCAUAGUCUUUGAAGAAGUACCACCUAUACUGCUCAUAGCUAUUGGCUUAGACAAUGGUUUUAUUUACUGCAUCAAAGGAGACAUUGCAAGGGAACGUAUUACCCGGUUCAAGCUUCAGGUGGAAUACCAUUCAGAGAAAACCCUUUCGUCUGUAACUGGCCUUGGGUUUAGGGUGGAUGGUGAUUCCCUUCAAUUGUUUGCUGUAACUCCAAGUUCAGUGAGUUUGUUUACUUUGCAUGAUCAACCACCGAGAAGGCAAACCCUAGAUCAGAUUGGAUGCAAUGUCAACAGUGUGGCAAUGAGUGAUCGCUCUGAAUUAAUAAUUGGUCGACCUGAGGCUGUAUAUUUUUAUGAAGUUGAUGGGCGUGGUCCUUGUUGGGCUUUUGAGGGGGAGAAGAAAUUUCUGGGAUGGUUUCGUGGAUACCUUUUAUGUGUUAUUGAAGAUCAAAGAAACGGAAGGCAUACUUUCAACAUCUAUGACUUAAAAAAUCGCUUGAUAGCUCACAGUGUAUUGGUUAAAGAAGUUUCUCAUUUGCUCUAUGAAUGGGGUAACAUAAUACUCAUAAUGACUGACAAAUCAGCUUUGUGUAUUGGGGAGAAGGAUAUGGAAAGCAAAUUGGACAUGCUUUUUAAGAAAAAUUUAUAUACUGUAGCAAUUAAUCUUGUUCAGACUCAACAAGCUGAUGCUGCAGCCACUGCUGAAGUACUAAGAAAGUAUGGGGAUCAUCUAUACAGCAAGCAAGACUACGAUGAGGCAAUGGCCCAGUACAUACAUACCAUUGGUCAUCUUGAGCCUUCGUAUGUGAUACAGAAGUUUUUGGAUGCUCAAAGAAUAUAUAACCUUACAAAUUACUUGGAAAAGUUACAUGAGAAGGGUCUUGCUUCUAAAGACCAUACCACUCUGCUAUUGAAUUGCUAUACCAAAUUGAAAGAUGUUGAAAAGCUUAAUUUAUUUAUUAAAAGUGAUGACAGCGUCGGAGAACACAAGUUUGAUGUGGAAACUGCAAUCAGGGUUUGUCGUGCUGCUAAUUACCAUGAACAUGCAAUGUAUGUUGCAAAGAAGGCAGGGAGACAUGAGUGGUACUUGAAGAUCUUGCUUGAAGACCUUGGUCGGUAUGAUGAGGCCUUGAGAUAUAUUUCAAGUCUUGAACCAAGUCAAGCAGGAGUCACGAUUAAGGAGUAUGGUAAGAUUUUAACAGAGCACAGGCCAGCAGAGACAAUCGAGAUCCUCAUAAGGCUUUGCACAGAGGAUGGAGACAAAAAAGGAGCUUCAAGUAGUGCAUAUGUAUCUAUGUUGCCAUCUCCUGUUGACUUUCUUAGCAUCUUCAUUCAUCAUCCCCAAUCCCUGAUGGAUUUUCUUGAAAAGUAUACCAACAAAGUAAAGGACUCACCCGCUCAAUUGGAAAUCCACAACACACUAUUGGAAUUGUAUAUAUCCAAGGAAUUGAACUUUCCUUCAAUAUCUCAAGUUACUGAUGAUGGAGAUCUUAACCUCAAGGUAGCGUCAGUGAAAUCUUCAAUGUUAAAAGCUCAGUCAAAUGGAACAAGUGCUGAUCACAAAAGUUCAGAAGAGAAAACAGAUCUGUUAAAAAGGCGUGAGAAAGGUCUAAACUUGCUUAAGAGUGCAUGGUCACCAGAGAUGGAACAUCCACUUUAUGAUGUUGAUUUAGCAAUUAUCUUGUGUGAAAUGAAUGCUUUCAAAGAAGGACUGUUAUAUUUAUAUGAAAAGAUGAAACUUUAUAAAGAAGUGAUUGCUUGCUACAUGCAGACACAUGAUCACGAGGGGCUAAUUGCUUGCUGCAAACGGCUUGGGGAUUUAGAUAAAGGAGGGGAUCCUUCCCUUUGGGCAGAUUUACUUAAAUAUUUUGGUGAGCUUGGAGAAGAUUGCUCCAAAGAAGUGAAAGAAGUUUUGGCUUAUAUAGAGAGGGAUGAUAUUUUGCCCCCCAUAGUUGUCCUUCAAACUCUUUCGACAAAUCCAUGCCUUACACUUUCUGUAAUCAAGGAUUACAUUGCUCGAAAGCUUGAACAGGAAUCUAAGAUGAUUGAGGAGGACAGACAAGCCAUUGAAAAUUAUCAGGAAGAUACACUCGCAAUGAGAAAAGAGAUUCAGGAUCUUAGGACAAAUGCCAGAAUAUUUCAAUUAAGCAAGUGCACUGCAUGCACUUUCACUCUAGACCUCCCAGCCGUUCAUUUCAUGUGCAUGCAUUCAUUCCAUCUGCGCUGCCUUGGCGAUAAUGAAAAGGAAUGUCCUGAGUGUGCUCCUGAAUACAGGUCUGUCUUGGAAAUGAAAAAGAAUUUGGAGCAAAAUUCUAAGGAUCAAGAUAGAUUCUUCCAGCAAGUGAGGAACUCUAAAGAUGGGUUCUCUGUAAUUGCUGAAUAUUUUGGGAAGGGGAUUAUUAGCAAAACAAGUAAUGGAACAACCUCUGGUGUCAGAACUGGAAGCACAUCUUCCAGCAGUGGUUUCUGAGGUGCAGUUUUUUGCCGCUUACUUUAAGGGUUAUUCAUGAAGGGCAAGCCUGGAUUCUUGAUGCUUGAUGAAAUUUAUCACGUGGAGAUGUACUUUUCCAUCAGCGCUUCUUCACCGACCUUUAUUUCUGCUGGAACAGCGUUUGUGUAUUUACCCAGAUGUGCUGGCUUUUAAGAUGAUGUGUAGCGCAUUUACCAGGGAACAUUCCUGAAUGGUCCGGCUGUUGUGCUGAAGAGUUUUAUUGCACGGAUCUUUUAACAGAAUAAUUCUCUCGAUCACCGCUCGGCAAAAUAUUUGAGAAUACUCUUGAGGGAAAAUGUCUAGAGUUUUGGUGUGAAUUCAAGGUAGAAUUUUCCUGUUAUCAUGGGAGUUUAAUUUUUUCUGGGAUAUUGCUGAUGAGAUGUUUUAGUGCUUUUAACUAUGCCAGAGCCAUGUAAAAGUGAUAAAAAUCCAAAAAUUUUAUUUGCUUGUUAUAUGUGGUUCAUUAGCUCUUUGUUUUAUUUA
This is a messenger RNA of Neltuma alba, 3472 nucleotides long. Its product is annotated as vacuolar protein-sorting-associated protein 11 homolog. Gene Ontology annotation, molecular function: protein-macromolecule adaptor activity; protein binding. The transcript has 6 exons. The record is from RefSeq and is a predicted model, not a curated record. Gene Ontology annotation, biological process: intracellular protein transport; endosome organization; vacuole organization. The coding region runs from base 95 to 2968 and encodes 957 amino acids. Gene Ontology annotation, cellular component: HOPS complex; endosome. Lineage: Eukaryota; Viridiplantae; Streptophyta; Magnoliopsida; Fabales; Fabaceae.